This is a messenger RNA of Pimephales promelas (fathead minnow), 3907 nucleotides long. It is a transcript of the gene rnpepl1, whose product is annotated as arginyl aminopeptidase like 1. Lineage: Eukaryota; Metazoa; Chordata; Actinopteri; Cypriniformes; Leuciscidae. Gene Ontology annotation, biological process: proteolysis. The record is from RefSeq and is a predicted model, not a curated record. Gene Ontology annotation, molecular function: metalloaminopeptidase activity; zinc ion binding.
UGCAGCUCGAAAACUUUCCCGUCUCGAAGUGAUUUCCUCCCUUGUUUUUACUUCCUGUUUUCUAAGGGAGUCACUUAACUCAGCUUUUCUGUGCUCAUCAGGGCUUCACUGAGCGUCUCUUCCUCUACCGGUAGUUUCCACCGAUCUCUCCGUGGCUCUCGAGACGGAACGCAAGCCGUACAUCGACCGCGGGACAUUCACACACACACAUAUUCUGCUUUAGAUGGAGGUCGGAGGGCUGAACUCAGUCGUGUCUACGGCUCUAAUGGAUUUUACGUAGAUUUGCGGUUUGUUUUAAUGCCUUUUACCGUCUCGCCGUCCGUUUUACUAUCAUUUCUCGCAUUCGGUUUCCUCCUCGGCGGAGUGUCGACCGCCCCUUUAACUCCAGCAACAAUGUAACGAACUCGAUCGCUUGUUCAUCUCUCUUUCGCCGAUAUCCGUGCGCGUUCGCCGCGUGUAAAGUUUCUCGUUAUCGUCACGGAUAACUGUUAUUUACUAGCCAAACUUUGCGAUGGCCGAGCUCCAGCGGCCGACGCUGUGUUGCUGUCGCAAAGUGCUGACCGUGCCCGGUAAGUCUUGCGAGGGCGGCCGGAGUCUGGCUCACUGUCGCCUGGUGGACGUCGCGUCAGCGUCCAACUUCCACAGCUUUAAACUCCGACAUUUCCACCUGGACCUUCACUUGAACUUCGCCGUCAAGAGGAUGACGGGAUGGCAGGUUCUGGAGCUCACGCCCGUCCAGCCCGGCGUCCAAUCUCUCAUUCUGGACACGCACCCUUCAUUAUUAAUUCAUUCCGUGGACUGUAAGGUGCCCGGCGUGUCCGGUGCUCCUGACGUGUUUAUGUCCCUCACCUACCGAGUAGAACCGUUCACCGAUUACGGAUCCUCUCUGAACAUCAGCCUCCCGGCCGCAGUGAACCGGCCUCACCGGGCUUUCCGUGUCACCAUCCGCUACACGACCACAGACGGCCCUGCGAUUUGGUGGCUGGAUGCAGAGUUGACAUGCGGACAAACCCGACCAUUGGUCUUCACUCAGGGUCACUCGGUCUGCAACCGGUCGUUUUUUCCCUGUUUUGACACACCGGCCGUCAAAAGCACCUACUCUGCCACUGUCAGAGUACCAGAGGGUGUUACUGUGUUGAUGAGUGCCUCAAGAAGUGCAUACUCUAAACAGGACAGGGUUUUCCAGUUCUCCAUGGAGUAUCCUGUCCCAGCCUACUUAGUUGCCCUGGUGGCUGGAGACCUACAGCAUGCAGAUAUUGGGCCAAGGAGUCGUGUGUGGGCAGAGCCCUGCAUCCUAACGUGUGCGGUCAGUAAACUGGGCGGUAGUGUGGAGCGCUGGCUUAAUGUGGCAGAGGGGCUCUUUGGCCCUUAUGUAUGGGGAAGGUACGACAUAGUGUUCCUUCCUCCUUCAUUCCCCAUCGUUGCCAUGGAGAAUCCGUGUCUUACCUUCAUAAUUUCCUCCAUACUGGAGAGUCAGGAAUUUCUGCUGAUUGAUGUCAUCCAUGAGAUUGCUCACGGCUGGUUUGGAAACGCAGUCACCAAUGCUACCUGGGAAGAGAUGUGGCUCAGUGAGGGUCUGGCCACUUACGCUCAGAGGCGCAUUACCACAGAGGCCUAUGGAGAAGCCUUCACUUGCCUUGAGACAGUCUUCCGUCUAGAUGCUCUUCACAGACAGAUGCGUCUUCUUGGAGACAACAAUCCUGUCAGUAAACUGCAGGCCAAAUUUGAGCCAGGUGUAAACCCCAGCAGUCUAAUGAAUCUGUUCACCUAUGAGAAAGGCUUCUGCUUUGUUUCUUACCUCUCACAGCUGUGUGGUGACAUAAAGAGAUUUGAUAGCUUUCUUAGGGCCUACAUUGAGAAGUUCAGAUUCACCAGCGUAGUCGCUCAGGAUCUGUUGGACUUCUUCCUUGGCUUCUUCCCUGAGCUGAAGGAGAGCUGCGUUGCUCAACGAGAGGGACUGGAAUUUGAGCGAUGGCUAAAUGGCUGUGGUCCGCCGUUGUGUGAACCAGAUCUCUCUGCGGGUAGAGCUCUAACUGGUCCUGUUCAGCGCCUGUGUGACCUCUGGGGCACAGACACCCCUGAUCCCCAAGUGAUUGCUACAUUUGACCUCUCCUCCUGGAGCACCUUUCAGACUGUCCUCUUUAUGGAUCGACUUCUAGACCGCUCACCUCUGCCUCGAGAGGUGAUGAGUCUUUUGUCAAGCUGCUACUCUGCAUUGUUGGACGGUAUGAACGCUGAAGUCCAGAUUCGAUGGCUGCAGGUUGUAGUGCGGAACAGCUUUUAUCCUGAUCUGCCUCGAGUCCGCAGCUUCUUGCAUAAACAUACCUCAAGGAUGUACACAGUGCCUCUUUAUGAGGAUCUGUGCGGAGGAGUGAUGAAGUGUUUUGCUGUGGAGGUAUUUUAUCAAACUCAGGCCCGUUUGCACCCUAAUCUACGUAGGACACUUCAGCAGAUACUGUUCCAAAGCAGCGCCCUCAACACCAGCACAGCGCCAUCUCUACUCGUAUCACCAGCCUCUGCCCCUUCCUCACCCACAGACCCCCCUGCCAACGGGACCAUCGCCCUGCGGGACGUCAAUGUGUCUGCAUGAGAUCCCAACUUCUGUGGAGAAGCAGAAGGGUUGAGGUGAAAAACCAGAAGGACAGGAAUAGGACAGGGUUUGAACUCCUCGAUUCAGACUGGAUGCAUUGUGGGAGGGCAGCACUGAUGGGUGUACACUCUCAACAACACUGGGAUGUCUAUUUAAAAAGGCAGACACUGAUUUUCAUAAGCUAAAUGUAAAGCUGCUCAGGACUGUGGAACAAAAAUAGAGGACGGAUGUUUGUGGUGUGUGUGUGUGUGCGCGCGCAUGUGUGCACUUAUGGAUAGGGCUAUAUCACUAUCAAGGAUUCUGGUUGCCAUCUGUUAUCCAUUACCCUUUUUUAGUGUGUGUGUGUGAAUGUGUGUCUGCUUGUUUUGCAUAUGUUCCUCUGGCCUAUGCACAUCAUCUCAUAUGUUGUGUUUGCAUCUAUUCUCCAAUACAACUGAGGAAUCAAUUGGAGGACUUGACCAGACUUCAGAGACUUUCCUUUUGCUAGCUGCACAGAUGUGUUCAGUGGAGGACCAAUCCCUGGCGAAUCCCUUUCCUGGACAGUGUUUGAGAACUGGUGUGAAUACACAUACAGUCUGUACUCUCUUCAAAUCCGAUCAUGGCCUAAUGAAGACCCUACAGAUUCCACAUGCUCUCAGCCUUUCUGUGAUAAACGGAUUGCUUCCUUUUUGUUGGAUUUUUCAGUAACUGGAAUCUGGCUUUCUCAAGCUUCUCUUUCCUGGUGCUAACCAAUCAGCAUUGAGUCUCAGGUAUCAAGACAGAAGAAGUGGAGCCAUGUUAGUGCCUUUCAAACCUUUCAACACUGUGGGUGUUUUCAGCACUGCUGUCCAAAUCAACAGCCUGUAUUUGUUAUUUGAGCCUUACUAUUGGUGACCACUUGCAACAUUUGUUAAGAUGUUAUUUUCAGGAAUUGAGAUGCUGUGGUGAAUCUGCAUUGGAAGAAAAUGAUUCUAUUUUUAUUUUAUAAUAGGCAAAUUUCCCUUAAAUUAGUAACAUUUGAAGAGAAAGGAACCGAUUAUGAUUUGUGAGACUGCAGUGAGUGUGGGGGAGUUACAGGCUGAUCAUCUGUGGCCUUAAUGGCAAGCACCGUGCAAAGACAGGUUCAGUUUUACAGGUAUUAAAAGACAUAAGAGAGCACUUUGUUUGUUGUGUCAAAGGAAUCCUACCUUGGAUUACACCUUCUCGCAUAAAAGGUUAUAUGGCAGACAGACUCAUCGGCAAGUGAAAUAGUUUCUCUAACUUAUAGAAUCAUAGCUUUUGUUGAUUGGAGGCUUAAACUGCACAGCCAAUAAUAAACGUGUUUGUUUUCCACCCUCA